GCUUAUUUUCGAUAAUAUAUUUUCAGAUUAUUUACAUUUACUUCGAAAUGUAUAUUUUAUUUUCGUCCGUGGGCGUUUCCUGUAGAAUCUUCUUCCGAUUUAUUCAAUGAAGUCCUUUAUCGCAGUUUGCCGGGAUCGGAGUCACUCUUCGCCUCAAUACUUUUGAAUUAAACUGAGAAAACAUUGUCAUCAAUUUGAAUUUCAAAUUUGAAAAUAAGAUUUUUCGUUGAUUCCAUAAUUCUCUUGAUUUAGUUUACAUUAUACGUUCACAAUGUCAAGAAUACGUUGGAAAUCUGCUCGAGUUUUCUGUAUAAUUAUCGCGUCAGCUCUACUAUAUUUAUUAUUAAGAAUAAAAACUUAUCAAUAUAAGACUAGUGUAUUUUUGCCGAAUGCACACCCCAAUCAAGUAUGGGAAUACGUUGCCGAUUUCAGUAAUAUGAAAUAUCUGAACCCAACAAUAGAGGAUUUCAAUAUAAUUGAAGAAAGUGGAAAUUAUAACCAUUGGCAAUACACAGUAGAAUAUAAGGAGCAUCUGUCACAUUGGCCUUACUUACCAAAUUUUGCAGAAGCAAGAUUCAGCAUAAAAUCAAAUGAUCAAAGAACUAAGUUUUUUAUCAAUUCUACUCACAAAACCUGUUUAUUGAACAAUUUUCUAUGUUUGAAUUCGGAAAGUGAGUUUUCUUUUACCCAGGGACAUUCUUCAACAGGAGCUCUUUGUAAUGAAGAAAUAUAUUAUCAAUGUCCAGCUCUCUUCUCCAGUUUUUGUGAGAGAGAAGUGAAAUAUCAAAGAGAUGCCAUUAUGAUCAAUUUGAGGAGUCAAUUCAAUUAAAUUGAGUUAAAUAAGAGCUAGCAAAUGUUCUUAAAACCAAAUCAAAAAAGUUCAUAACACAUAUCAAGAUCUAUUAUUUAUAAUUUGUAAAAUCUCGAAUUAAAUAUAAUUAUUAAUAAUUG
This is a messenger RNA of Harmonia axyridis, 951 nucleotides long. RefSeq lists its product as uncharacterized. The record is from RefSeq and is a predicted model, not a curated record. Lineage: Eukaryota; Metazoa; Arthropoda; Insecta; Coleoptera; Coccinellidae. The transcript is spliced from 3 exons. Bases 272 to 829 code for a protein of 185 amino acids.